AUGAGCGGCUUUGAGGUUGUUGGCGUCGUUUUAGGUGCGAUACCAUUACUCAUCUCUGCGAUCGAGAAGUACAAAGCAACAAGCCAGCGUCUCAAAUACUUCAAAUACAAGGAGCCCUAUAUCGCGCAGCUAAUACAGUCGUUGGAAGACCAAAAGUUCUUCCUUGAGUCAGACCUUUAUAUCCCACUGAACUCAACGCAUCUGGAAGAAGACCAAAUCAAUCACCUAUUAUGUCAACCAAACCCGGAUCUCUUCCAGGACGCCGAGAUUUCUCAAGCUCUCAGAGAAUAUCUUGGUGAUGGAUAUGCGCCAUAUCAGCGGGCGAUGACUCGAUGUCAUCAUAUUCUGGUGCAGAUAGCAUGUAAUAUCAGUGGGCUAACAUCCACGGCGCAAGGAGAUCUCUCAAUGCUUAUUCAGGCACAUCCCAUGAAAAACGGGAAAUAUGAACUCACCAAAAAGAUAAAAUUCAGUUUGCAGAAAGAAGACCUGGAAAAAAGAAUCAAAGAUCUUAACGACUCCACCGCAAUGCUGCGCAGAAUUCGAGAGACAAGUGCAUUGAAGACGGACGUAACACUUCAAUCUACCUCGCGAACGAUCACAAAGUUUAACUCAGCCCUGAACACUGUUCAGAAUUACGCACAUAGAUUAUACUCGGCUAUCUCAGAUGGUACCAAAGCUAAAAACCGUACUGUGGUGACCAUCAAUUUACCCACGGUGCUGCCUAAUCCACCUCCAAUACAAUUGGACAACCUGUGUCAUUCUAUACAACAAGCAACAGAUGGCACACACUUCCUCGAUCUCUAUCUUUCGCAGGAUAGUUGUCUAUCCUACUAUCACAAACCUCUCAAUGCUGGAAUCCAUGAAGAUAUCACAAGAAGCCCAAAUGAUAUCAUAUCCCUAGAACAAAUUCUACAGAAGAAGUCGCAACAAAAUGAGUAUUCGCCCUUCCAGUGGUCCCUCAAUCAGCGGAUGGCUCUUUCAUUUAACGUCGCAUCUUCAGUCAUGCAGCUUCAUUCCACGCCGUGGCUCUGCUUUCCACUCACAAGUCAGACCUUGUGUUUCCCGCAAGAUCCCGAAUCCCCUACAGUCAAAGGAACAACGCAGUUUAGAGACAUUCCUCAACCAUUCAUUCGUCAAAAUUUCCUUAAUGGUGUGGAUGAUCCAGCAACGAAAUGCGCCUGUAAUCCAAGACGCUCGAUGCUUGAACUAGGCAUUGUUCUAUUGGAAUUGUGGCAUGCCAAAUCAUUCAGGACAUAUGCCACGGAGCAAGGUCUGGAUUUAAAUGAUAACUUUGGCUGUCGAGGUUGUUACAAGGUGCGUCGAGUGCACUUUCGCAACCGAUUGUGGAGCGUUUGA
Penicillium manginii is the source of this 1356-nucleotide messenger RNA. RefSeq lists its product as uncharacterized. The record is from RefSeq and is a predicted model, not a curated record. Bases 1 to 1356 code for a protein of 451 amino acids. NCBI's taxonomy places the organism in Eukaryota, Fungi, Ascomycota, Eurotiomycetes, Eurotiales, Aspergillaceae. The transcript is spliced from 4 exons.